Messenger RNA from Xenia sp. Carnegie-2017, 1292 nucleotides. RefSeq lists its product as uncharacterized. The transcript is spliced from 4 exons. The record is from RefSeq and is a predicted model, not a curated record. Bases 1 to 918 code for a protein of 305 amino acids. NCBI's taxonomy places the organism in Eukaryota, Metazoa, Cnidaria, Anthozoa, Malacalcyonacea, Xeniidae.
AUGAUCGUAACUUAUUAUUUAAACGAAGAAAAAGUCACAGAAGAAGUAAGUGGUAAUGGAGAGAAAGUGAUUAUUUCUGCAAGCGCAACAAAUGUCGAAGUGAGAUUUAAAGUUAUGCGUCCAUUUUGGGGUGAUGUCAUGACGUACGACCGUUUUAGCAAGACCUGGUUAAAACCAUAUACACCUCACAUCUUCCGAUACCAAAAAGCAAAAAAUCGCACAUUUACUCUUAGUGGUAAUCUUCGUUGGGACGCAGUUAUGGGAGUCAGUAAUGAGUAUGGAGAAACAAAAGAAAUGGGUUUUAUAUCAACUGACGAAAUUUAUUGCCCUCAAAGAAAUUCAAACUGCUCAAAUAAUGAAAAUUUUGCGUCAAAGACCCAACAACACUCAAUUCUCGUCGAUAUAAGCCAAGAGCAGUUGACCAGAAAAACCAUUAAAUAUUACUCCAAAGGUUCAUGGUUCUCAAAGAUGAUUGUAACCUAUUAUUUAAACGAAAGAAAAGUCACGGAAGAAGACAUAAUUCAAAUGCAGUUCGACGAUAUAAGCCAAGAGCAGUUGACCAGAAAAACCAUUCAAUAUUACUCCAAAGGUCCGUGGAUCUCAAAGAUGAUUGUAACCUAUUAUUUAAACGAAAGAAAAGUCACAGAAGAAGUAAGUGGUGAUGGAGAGAGAGUGAAUAUUUCUGCAAGCGCAACAAAUGUCGAAGUGAGAUUUAAAGUUAUGCGUCCAUUUUGGGGCGACGUUAUGAAGUACGACCGUUUUACAAAUACCUGGUCGAAACCGUAUACACCUCAUAUCUUCCGAUACGAGAAAGCCACUGGUCGCACAUUUACUCUUAAUGGUAAUCUUUGGUGGGAGGCAGUUAUGAGAGUAACUGAUGAAUACCACGAGGAAACAACUGAAAUGGGCGAAGUUUAGAAAGAUAUCGCCAGCGGAAGCAAUGAUUGGGAAACGUUCUGUUAACAUAGAACAAAUAAGUGAUUGCUGAACUAAAUGAUAAUUGACCUCACCUGAGAUUGAGUGUAACUGUAAAUACAACGUAUAAAUCAUCAUUAUUCAAAUGAUGGAGACAGCAAUGGCUCUCACAUAAUGAUUUUUAACAAAAUAGUUUUCUUUGGACAAUUAUCUUAUACAAGUAUGCUUUUGUGUAUAAUGUAAUCAUUAAAUAGUAAUUUUGAUUGCUCUUCGAAAUUCUAAUUUUUUAUUAUUCUUAGAAAUUGUAAUUUUUGAUUGUUCUUAGAAAUCAUAUGUUAAGGAUAUUUUACAGAAAAGCAAAAGUUGGGAAAAUUGUA